AUGGACAAGUUCAAUUACCUCCGAACCUCAUUGAGGGAUGAUGCGCUUCUUCAAAUCAAUCGAAUCCAGGUAACAGCGAUGAAUUACAGUCUAGCUUGGAGCACCUUGGAGGCAAAAUAUGAAAACCAUAAACUGAUAGCCCAGGAGCAUUUGAAGGCCUUAUUUGCAGCACCUGUGAUGCAAGAAGAAUGUUUCGAAGGAUUAAAUGCACUGUUGUCAACCUUUAAGAUAAACCUGCAACAAUUGGAAAAGUUAGGCCAGAAAACAAAUAAUUGGAGCACUUUGUUGGCAUUUAUGCUCUCUCAAAAAUUGGAUGCAAAAACCUAUCGUCUUUGGGAAACUCACCAUGCUUCCAAAAACGUACCUUCCUACGAAGUCAUGGUUGAGUUUCUAGAGAACCACUGCUCGAUCCUGCAGUCAACGGCUAGUCGUAGUGGCAACGAGCUUCAUCGAAGAGCUACUAUCAGUCACAGUAUAGCAACCUUGGAAAGAUUCUGCCCCAUCUGUCACUACGGACAACACAACACAGAACAAUGUUCCAGAUUCAGCAGGAUGCGAGUAAUCGAUCGAAAGGUUUUGGUGCGCAGGUUAGGACUCUGCUUUAAUUGCUUGACUUCCGGUCAUUUUGUUGCUGAUUGCUCACAAAGAUCCUGUUUGAGGUGUGGACAACACCACCACGUUCUAUUGCACCCGUAUACUCCCAACCAAAAUAGCCAGUUCAAUGUACAGAACUUCUCUGAAGACUCCCGAAGACCUCAACGCGCGGACAGUCGAACAAGAAGGCAACCUUAUACAGAACACGCUCAGUCCCGGAUGAUCAGCAACCAAUCUCCACAAAACAACUCACCACCUCCACAGCAGCCACCUCCCACAAACACUCCCACUCUCAGUCAUCACACUUCUACUCUCCUCAGUACACUACAGAAUAGCCACACCGCCAUCCUAUCUACAGCUAUGGUCAUGCUGUCCGAUUACAAUGGUAAUUCAGUUUUAGCUCGGGCAUUGUUAGACAACGGGUCACAGAUUUCAAUAAUAACCGAGAAUUUAUCGAGAAAGUUGGGAUUUGAGCGUUUUAGAGAAAAUGUUGCCGUGAAAGGUGUUGGAGGAUCAACCAGAAUAUCAAAGGAGUCUGUUCUUGCUAGAGUCGCUUCCCGCACUUCUUCGUUCAGGACCGGAGAGAUAAAAUUCGUCGUGUUGCCUCAAAUAACGAUGAAUUUGCCACAUAAGACAUUCGAUGUCAACACCUGGGAGUUUUCCUCAUCCAUCCGUCUGGCAGAUCCGACGUUCAAUGAAUCCAGCUCAGUCGAUCUGAUCAUAGGAGUCUGCACGUUUUAUGAUUUGUUGUUAGCGGAGCAGAUGAGGAUCACUGACGCUGGCCCUAUUCUACAAAACACUAAGCUGGGAUGGAUAGUGGCAGGAGAGCUUCCGGAAACGCCAGUAGUUACUAGCAGCGGCAUAUCUCCUACACUUGCUUGUAAUGAAGUACUGCCACAGUCGAACGAAGUUUGGGAAUCGGAGUCCACCGGAACGAAAAUAGAAGAGUCAACCAGUGAAUAUGUUUUUGAUCACACUACUACUAAAGUUUUUGACGGAAAAUCGGACGCAUCAUAUUCAGAAAGAUUUUUGUUGAAGCAGUUUCUGAAGGUUUUAACAAAAAACGUGGUUUUCUUUGUGCUUUAUCUUGUAUCGUUUGCUGCUGCCGAGAUGUUUGAUCUUAACAUUUGUUGGAGUCCGUUCAUCGUCUUAGUGAACAUGCUUCUCCAAGAGCUUUGCGAAGUAAAGCUGGUUUGUGAUGAAUCAUGUGAAAUUGGACACUGGUUCUGUAGGGUUAAGAUCAAAUAUUGUAGUCUACGUACUGUCGAUUCAACGAUGGUUCCCUUACUGCAAAAACAUGAUAGAAUGCGGGAUUCAACAGCUUCUCGGAAAGGAUCAACGACCGAUUACAUUACAAAUCCCUAUCCAUAA
Uranotaenia lowii is the source of this 1965-nucleotide messenger RNA. RefSeq lists its product as uncharacterized. Lineage: Eukaryota; Metazoa; Arthropoda; Insecta; Diptera; Culicidae. Bases 1 to 1965 code for a protein of 654 amino acids. Gene Ontology annotation, biological process: proteolysis. The record is from RefSeq and is a predicted model, not a curated record. The transcript has a single exon. Gene Ontology annotation, molecular function: aspartic-type endopeptidase activity; zinc ion binding; nucleic acid binding.